This is a messenger RNA of Mixia osmundae IAM 14324, 761 nucleotides long. RefSeq lists its product as uncharacterized. The coding region runs from base 195 to 578 and encodes 127 amino acids. The record is from RefSeq and is a predicted model, not a curated record. NCBI's taxonomy places the organism in Eukaryota, Fungi, Basidiomycota, Mixiomycetes, Mixiales, Mixiaceae. The transcript has 2 exons.
CCGCUGCGCGCCGCAGGCCGUCCGGCGCUACUGAAAAUUCGUAACCAUCGCUGUCUCUCAGGUAGGGAGUGGUCAAUGCCAGGUUGGAGGCAUUAGUCGAUCGUAUGCGUUUACGACUCUGCUGCAAUGCCGCACAAUCCAGUCACCAAUCAGUGGUUGCUAUAUGACGCAAGGAAGGACAAGUCAGAAGCGCGAUGGACCGAUGUCUUGGUCUGCUAGAUGAACAAACACACGAGCUGCGCGCCGGACGCUCGAUCAAGCCUUUCUCCGCCGAGAUUUGCGAUGCUCACCUCGAACAACGAAGGCUUGUUGGGCAACUGUGGCAGCUGCGGCAGACACGCCUUGCGCGAGGUCAUCCGAUAGGCGUUCUUUCAGAUGCGAUGCAGCUGGCUGGCGAGCAGACUGCAGCAAAACCGAGUUUCUCGCCAUCGCUGAAAGGCAGUGAACCGAAGGCAGGUCAGCUGCUCUCGCAUUUGUACUCGCAACGAGCGCCGCAAGCGCAGUACAGUAGAGUAAAUUACAGAACAGCCUCGUCGGGUACAGUCCAGUCCAGUACAGCCUCAUCGCUACAAGGAUAGAGGUGAUGGUGGCCGUCUACGAACGUCGUCGCUACUCGUCAAGACUCGGGGCCCGGCCACUUACAUCUGCGCUAAAGUCCUCAGGCUCUCUACAAACCUCACUUUUAGAUUCAGCUCGAUCUAUCUACAUAUACAUACACACACACACACACGCGCGCGCGCGUUACAUCGACGAUCAAGUGU